CUAUUAUGAGUACCAGUACCCGUGCUCGUAAGAUCGGAACGAAAUUAUCGUUUCCCUACACACGCACGUACGCAAUUACGAGUUACGUAGGUACGUACGGUGCGUUUUCAAGUCAGAAUCGUUCUGUUGUGCGCCAUCUUGCGUUGAACCUGCUUGUCGAUCGAGCGAUGCCGAUGUCGACGAAUCGAAACCAGUCAUUCGUCCSGAGUCCGACGCAACGAUGCGUAUUUUGGAUACGAUGAAGACAGCACUCUUGUGGCUGGCGAUCGGCMGSCUUGGGCCAUCGCUUGCCUUUCUGCCCCAAGCGGUGCCGCCCGCAACGGCGAGAUCGCGGGCGUUYGYGGCGGCGGAAGCGGAACCAGGGAAUUCUUCCGAUCGGGAACGCCCCCGGCAUCCAUGCGCCGGGCAAGAGAACCCCGGCACGGAGGCCGCGGCCGGGUUGGAAACCUGGGACCGGAGGGGGUUCCUGGCCGGGGCGGCGGCGGUCCUCGCGUCCUCCGCGGCGGAAGGKUCCUCCCCCGCAAGGGCCGUCGUCACCGACGAAACCGACAACUUUGCCGACAACUACUGGAGCAAAAGCCCGGCGGUCCAGGGAGGGACCACCGCCCCCGGUACCGCAAGCGAGGGCGCUUUUGCGGCGCCCUCGGACGAGGUCACCGUGGGGGUCUCGGGGGCCGACCUCCGCUCGGMAGGGGGGAUCGGCCUCGAGCUGGGGGAGGUCGAGUUCCGGACCAACCGCCGCGUCUACGUCAAGUCCGUCUCUCCGGGCUCGCCGGCCGACCGCCUGGGGAUCAAGAAGGACUGGAUCGUCGUGUCCGUCAACGGGGCCUCSGCGGAGCGGACCGACGYCGAGGGCGUUGCCAUCAUGAUCUACAAGGCGGCCCGGGAACCCGGGAGGAGCGCCAAAGACACCGUCGACCUGCGGUUCCGGAACCCCGUGGUCUUUCGCAACCAGCUGAGGGACCUCUCGUCCUCCCCGCCGGGCUCCACCGUUGUUACGCAGGUGGCCCCCGAAGGGGACACCACCCAGCGGAACCCCGACGGAUCGGUCCGGCAAGGCUACGGCGGACCCACCGACCAGGCCGACCAGCGGCUGACGGUCACGCAGCUGGUCCCCCCCAAGAUCUGCCGCAGGGGCGCCACCGAGGACGACCUCCUGGAGAUCAGCUACGUCGGGAAGGUCGCCGAAACCGGGGCGAUCUUCGACGGGUCGGCCGUCCGGAUCAACGGGGAGGGGAUCGCCGGCCGGGGGAACGACGUCUCGAUCUUUUUCGUUCUGGGCAAGCAGCCCUUCGGGCAGUUCCCCCCCGGCUGGGACGCCGGCCUCGAGGGGAUCUGCGUGGGGGAGCGACGCCGGCUCCUGGUCCCGCCGGUCCUGGCCUACGGUUCAAAGGGCCUCCCGMGGCGGGGGAUCCCCCCGGACGCGACCCUCCAGUACGACGUGACGCUGGUGUCGCUGAACGGCCUCGCGACGCCGCAGUAGCCGGCGGCGGCGGCGAUGGCACGCAUCGCAAGGAAGGUGGCAAUCCAGGGCAAUCCAAUGCAACGCAACRCAAGGCAGUGCUAGUCCGAGUGCGAGUGCUCGCGGACACCGGGAGGUACGCGAGGACAACCCACCGAACCGGUCGGAAUGCUUUCGCACCGGCGUCUUGCAACGCUGCGGCUGGGUGGUUCUGGAUUGCCCGUUCCAGGCCAAGGAACACAUAUUUCCUUGCGAAACUAGAAACAGUAAACAGUUGUAUCACAACACAUCUACACCAAAAGCAAUACGGAGUGUUAUGGUAAUAAACAAAGUCUAGGACA
This is a messenger RNA of Pseudo-nitzschia multistriata, 1803 nucleotides long. Lineage: Eukaryota; Bacillariophyta; Bacillariophyceae; Bacillariales; Bacillariaceae. The record is from the annotation of a GenBank genome assembly.